ACUCUCUCUGCAUGGACGGCGACGCGGCGAUCCAGACUUACUCUUCUGUCGCCGACGUUUCAUGAACCACCGCUGGGUCCUCCUCUCUUCCCAGCCACCACGAAACAGGGCCAUGCAGCAAUAACAGCCAUGAAGAUCAAACGCAUUUUCAUAUACCCAGUCAAGUCGUUGCGGCCCGUCGAAGUGAAUGCCGCAGAAAUCACAAAUGAAGGGCUACGCUUCGAUCGCCAGUAUGUUCUCGUCAAGCCACCCACCGAGGAGACCAAGGGACUGGCAGAGCACAUAACCAUCAAGAACCACUUCGAGCUGGGCUUAUUCCAUACCAUGAUCGAUAAGGCCUGGUCAAAGCUCACCAUCACGCACAUUCAUGCUGAGGAGAGAUCAGCCAUCACUAUUCCGCUCACGCCGUCUCCCGUCAGCUUGUUCAACUCGGAAGUAUUCCAAGUGAGCAUUUUUGGCACCAAGGCGCAAGGCAUUGACAUGGGAGACGAAGUGUCACAGUACUUCUCACAUCACCUUGGAAAGCAAGUGAAACUACUCUACAUAGGUGGAAAUGGCCAACGUGAGAUUCCCGGAGCUGUUUUCAUGCCCAAGCACAAAUACCGAGCGCUGUCCAUCGCUGUCAACGACAAGCUACAACCACAGAGAGUGCGUUUCGCGGAUGCAGCACCACUGCUCAUCACUUCAAGUGCGUCAGAAGAAGACGCAAGACAGAGAUUGCCACCCUCGGCGCGAGGCGAAGACCUGAUCGUACGAUUCCGGCCGAACAUUCACGUCGAUGUGGGGAACGAGGUGCCGCCUUACGACGAGGACCGCUGGGAUCUGCUAACAAUCAGAUCUAAAAUUGAUCGGGCGCAAGAGGUGUCUGUUCGCUGUCUAUUCCGAACUGUACGCUGUUUGAGUCUGAACGCCGACUUGACCAAAGGCAGCAUGAUCACUACGAAUCGACAACUAUACGGGCUACUCGCAAAAGACCGCAGAGUGAACGAGCUUUUCCCACAUAAGCCCGUGUUUGGUCAAUACGCAUGCGCAGGACCCAGCGGCGCCGUGUUGCGCGUCGGUGACGACGUCGAAAUCACGGGGCGUGUCAGCCAUCCUCUCUCGCCAAUGAGCCCGGGUUCUCCCAUCACGCCCAUCAUCAAGGAUGAAGACGAUACGUGAACCUCCAUCGUGAAAAUACGACUAUGCAUAUUAUCACACAGAGGUGUUCAGCCAUGCUAUGGCGUUGCAUGCCCACCAAGUUUCCUCUGUUGCCCUGCCAUCUGCGUGCUGCGCGACUUAGCCUGGCCAUUGGAAUCGCACAACUAGAGCCACAUGCAACCACUUGGUCAUCAAAACUGCGCUGGCCAGCGCGCUUGCAAAAUGGAAUCGCUUGGUUUCCAGCAGGAGCUCGUCAGCAGAAUCGGCCUCAAGCUCGAGCUCGGUGUGUGUUUCCUAUUGCGGAAGCUUUUGAGCGAGCUACCUCCCUCUGACAGCUCCAAUGCUGGUACUCGAACAGCUGGGCGCUUUCUACACGGGCGACAUCGGCGCCAACGUCAUACGACAAAAUGCACAGCGUGUCGACGACAGGGAUGUCCCAGCCGAACAUCAUCAAGGACGUCCGCAGCACGUGCGACUUGGAACGACAAGCCUUUGGACAGAAGAAAGCUGUCCCGUGACAGCAAAAUUUGGUGGUAUUGUGGUCGUAAAUCGUGAUGCUACAAAAGAUCAAAUGAUAUAUCGGAAUUGUUUGUUCUGUCAACAAGUCAGCAAAAACCCUCGAGCGAGACUGGCCGAAGCGGAGACAAACGACUUU
Molecule: messenger RNA, 1795 nt
Organism: Cercospora beticola
Lineage: Eukaryota; Fungi; Ascomycota; Dothideomycetes; Mycosphaerellales; Mycosphaerellaceae
Molecular function (GO): pyridoxal phosphate binding; catalytic activity; molybdenum ion binding
Source: RefSeq, a predicted model, not a curated record